Messenger RNA from Capsaspora owczarzaki ATCC 30864, 6047 nucleotides. RefSeq lists its product as hypothetical. Gene Ontology annotation, biological process: macroautophagy; protein phosphorylation; protein targeting to vacuole. Gene Ontology annotation, molecular function: protein binding; protein serine/threonine kinase activity; ATP binding. Lineage: Eukaryota; Filasterea; Ministeriida; Capsasporidae. The transcript has 11 exons. The record is from RefSeq and is a predicted model, not a curated record. The coding region runs from base 142 to 5961 and encodes 1939 amino acids. Gene Ontology annotation, cellular component: late endosome; phosphatidylinositol 3-kinase complex, class III, type II; phosphatidylinositol 3-kinase complex, class III, type I.
CUGCUUAUAGUUCUCCAUAGAGUUGGAUCCGACCAGUCCUUUCACUCCACACACUCCAGCUUUCCUAACUCCGACCCUUUCCGCCUCCCUUCAAAAGACAGCUGCAAACACCCCCCCCCGCCCUUGCCCGCAAUCGCACAAAUGGGCAAUCAGGUCUCGACUGCUGCGUCCGGACCCAUUGUCGGCGUGGAGCAGCUGCUCACCGAGCUCCCCGACCAGCCAGAGUUUGUCUCGAGCUUGGUCAGCACGCGCUUUAUGAAAACGACGCGCACCAAAUUUCAAGGCUUGGAUCAUGUCACCAAAGUGUUCACAAAGAUGGCGCCAAGUCUCUCCUUGGCGAAAUACAAUGUGCAGAUGGAUGUCAUCUCCAAGCGCCUCCGAGGCAACCACAACGCAAUCCCAUAUACAAAAUGGUACGAGACUGCCAAUGCAGGAUUCUUGGUCCGGCAGUACUUUUUGACCACGCUAUACGACCGGAUUAGCACGCGUCCGUUCCUCGGCGCAAUCGAAAAGAAAUGGCUCGUGUACCAGCUGCUGAAGGGCCUCGCGCUGUGUCACGAGCGAGACCUGUUUCAUGGUGAUAUCAAGACAGAGAAUGUGGUGGUGACGAGCUGGAACUGGGCCUUCCUUGUCGACUUUGCCCCAUUCAAGCCGGCAUUCCUGCCCGACGACAACCCUGCAGCCUUCUCCUUUUUCUUUGACACGUCGGGCCGUCGCUCUUGCUAUAUUGCGCCCGAGCGAUUCUACUCACCCGACAAAACCGACUCCACCGCGGAUGUCUGCACCGAGGGAGACUUGACUGCGGCGAUGGAUGUUUUCUCGCUCGGCUGCGUGGUGGCCGAGCUCUUCCUUGAAGGGCGGCACAUUUUCGAUCUCUCGCAGCUGCUUGCCUAUCGGAAAGGCACGUACGAUAUUUCUCCAAUGCUGGCGCGCAUUGACGAUCCGGACGCAGUGGCGCUCAUCCGCCACAUGCUCCAAGUCGACCCUACCAAGCGCAGCACUGCGCAAGGUUAUCUGCAGCAGUGGCGCAACCGAGUCUUCCCUCCUCAAUUCGACCAGUUGCACCAUAUUGUCGCUGAGCUGUGCUUGAAGCACCAACCCGACGACACCAUUUUCCUGCUUCGAAAGCAGUUCAAACACCUCAUGUCGCAGUUUGAGCUUGCUCACACGGGCCGCGUGUCGCCUUCGUCAAGUCGGCGCGGCUCUGUGUCGAGCGUUUUGGGCAUGGAAGGGACGACCAAGAUGUCCAAACCAGCAGGAUCUUCUCAAAGACAGCAGCAGCAGCAGCAGCAGCAGCAGCAACAACAACAACAACAACAACAACUACAGCAGCAACAACAACUCCAGCAGCAGGCUUCUCGGCCCCCAAAACCACCAGCAAGUGCCUCGCAACAGCUCAAUUCUGAAAUCGAGCCCGGGAUUGUCCGCUCCAACAGCGCCAGCAUUGGCUUUGAUGUUCACCAAGCCAGCGGACGCGCCGGUCUUGCAGCCUCGCGAAAGCCACCGACGCCAUCCAAAUCGCAAAGCAACCUGAGUGCUUCGAUUGCAGAGGAAGAUCGGACGGCUUCGACAACGUUGACCGAAGACCCGACCAUCACGGCGCCAAGCGACGACGACGACGACGAUGGCGACGAUGACGACGACGCGGACGCCGUUGACGACUCUCUGCUUGGUCAACAGCGCAAUGCACGGGCACCCACGCAGGAUAGCCAGAUGGUGGUCAUUCUGGUCUCUGUCAUCACCUCCUGCAUUCGCUCGCUCAAGCAUGCCUCUUCUCGUCUUGAUGCUCUGCACAUGCUCAUCAAGCUGGGCGGUGUUGUCACUGACGAGUGCCGCAUCGAGCGCAUUCUGCCAUUCAUGACACACCUGUUGCAGGAUCCGUCCCCGAUGGUGCGCGUGUCUGCGCUGCGAAACCUCACCAAGCUGGUUGGGUGGGUGAGCCAUGUUUCGCCAUCCGACUCCAACCUCUUCCCCGAGUAUUUUCUCCCCAGCGUCAAGGAGUUUGUGAACGAUCCCGAGGUCUCCGUUCGCGUUGCCUGCGCCGAAAAUGUCGCGUUGCUGUCUGAAGCCGCCCUGCGUUUCUUGGAGCUGUCGCAAGCUCGUCCAGACCCGACUGCCUAUAUCGAUCCUGCGAGCGACUUUGAUUCUGACGAUGUUGCGGACAACAACAACAACGGUGGUUUGUUGGACGCAGCAGCAGCAGCCGCAGCAGCGGAAUCUGGAGUCACGGGCGGCGCCGGCGGUAGCGGCAGUGGCGCCAUGACCCCUGCCACGCCAUCGUCCGCUCAGCGCGAGACUGGUGCAGCUCCCAGUCUCUUGCGGACGGCUUUGACCAUGUCUGCGUCGCUGUCGGAGGAUUCUUCUGCGAGUGGCACCGCCACGCCUACGCCAUCAGGCACACCGUCCAACCCUCGCCCGCGCAGCCAGUCUCUGUCGUCGGGCGCCAAGCAAGGUGCCUCCACUCCGACCACGGCGGCACCUUAUGGCCAGCCGCUUGGAGAGGACCACAUUGUCAACACUUCCAUGCCGUACCAGCGCUCGUACGACAAGGAACUGCAGGAGCUUCACGCGACCUUCCGCGGCAUGUUGGACACGAUCGUGGCAGACCCGACGCUUCUCGUGCGCCGCGCCAUGCUUUCGGACGUUGGGCGUCUCUGCAUCUUUUUCGGACGGCAAAAGGCUGUGGACUUUUUGCUGACCCACAUUCUCACCUACCUCAAUGCCCGUGACUGGCGCUUGCGAGCUGCCUUCUUUGACAGCAUCGUUGCCGUCGCAACCUAUGUUGGCGGUGUGGGACUCAAGCAGUACAUUCUGCCGCUCUUCUCUCGAGGCUUCCACGACGAGGAGGAGUUUGUCACCGAGCGCGCUCUCAGCGCCCUGGGCACGCUGGCCGAGGUCGGGCUCUUCCAGCGCUCGACUGUGCUCUCGCUCAUCCACGAGUCUGCGCCGUUGCUCUUCCACCCCAACAUUUGGAUUCGGUAUUCGACCGUGUCGUUCAUUGUGGCCUCGGCCCGCAGCUUUACGCUCGCCGAGUUCACCUGCAUUCUGCUGCCCACGUUGCGUCCAUACAUUCGCCAUCGCGAACUCACCAAUCUAGACAGCGACCUGGCUCUGCUGGAGGUGCUGCGCAAGCCGCUGAAGCGCGCCGUGUUUGAUUUUGUGACGGCCAUCCCGGAUAUUGGCGCCUUCUUUGCCUACCUCGUCGAUGAGCGCUCGAAACGCCAACGCAAGCGUGCAGAUGAUGCGACUGCCAGCCGCACACGCGGUGGCCGACUCAUGUCGCAGUCUGGCGCAGUGCCAACGCGUCCCGAUGCUGUUCGCAGCUCGAGCCGUUCGGGGUCGUUCGUCGGUGACGCUGCAGCUGCGCCUGGCGAGAGUGCACAGACCGCCUUUUUGCGCGGAUCAUCUGGCAGUCGAGACCACUCACGCACGGGCAGUGUUGCCGCCGUGCCAAUGGAUGGACUUGCGGCUGAUGCGCCCAGCCUGCCCGCCCAUGUGAUGGAGCAGCAGCGAGAGUUGUUUACACGUUUGCAAUCGCUCGGAAUGACCGACAGCGACCAAGAAAAGAUUCUCAUUCUCACCGAGAUUAUUGCCCAUCGCCGCCGUCGACUGCUGAAUCUCGGCAUGAACUUCAACCACGUCCCAGACGGAUCCUUCCUGGACCCGUCCAAGUUGCUUUCGAGCGAGCCCAGCGAGUCCAGUCCUGGCUCUGUCGACUCGGCCUUGGUGAAGUUGCAGACUGGGUUUGCCAACCUGGAGGACUUGGACCCGCCCGUCCAAGUGCAGCAAAUUGACCUGCGAGCUGUGCUCGAGUCGAGCAGGCAGAACGGUGGCAACGCUGCAGGCUUCAAGGGGGCGCAUGCGUUUUCUGGCAGUGGCUCGUCCGCGCCCGAGAUGGGGGCUGCACCAACUUUGUCGACCGGUCCGGCAUCCCCGCGCACGAGCCGCUCUCAGGCGACCUCCAGCGUGCAUGUCAACGAAGAGUGGCAGCUCAUGUUUGGUGGUGGUCGUUCGCAACAGCAACAGCAGCAACAACAGCAACAACAGCAGCAACAGGCGGCUGCAGGCGCUCGCGCCAUGUCUCCUCCGCCACCGUACACUGCAGAGGGAUUGUCCGGCUCGCCACCGGGCGCCGCAAUGCAUCCCCGCCCAUUGUCUCCUGCUCCUGGAGGCGGGUAUGCGCCGCGCCCGCGAUCGGUCAUGCUGAGCGGCAAGUCUGGCGCAGGGCCCACGUUGGGCGGUGGUGGCAACGAGCUGCCAACCUACGCGCAGUCGGAGGCCAAAGUCACCCAACAGCGCCAAGCAACUCUUUCCCCACCCCAGCCCUCGUCCGCCGAAACGGAAGCGUACCAGCGCAAGCUUGCUGCCGAGAACCUCCAUUCGGCACCAGACUUGCAGCUGGACCGCACACGUCAUUCCGACUUGUGGAAGCUGGUCGAUCGCCAGUUGCAAGAACGAUUCCCAACGUGGCAACAGAACCUCGGCGACGCAUCCUCCGUCUACCCGCCUGGAAUGCCUCUCGUCAAGAUGGAACCGGCGCCAGUAACGACCAAGUCGCGCUCAGCCACCGUUACCGCCUCUUCGGCCACGUCGACGGCCUUGGGUCAUGCUGGGUUGUCGGCGUUUCCUCCUGGACUCCCAUCUUCGAACGCUAGCUGGACUCCACAAGGUAUUCUCGUCGCUCAUUUCCACGAGCAUCGGGCGAGCAUCAACCGAAUUGUCGUUUCGCCAGACAAUCAGUUCUUUGCCUCCUGCUCGGACGACGGCACUGUCAAGGUGUGGGAUACGGAGCGCCUGGAGCGCCAUGUCACCAACCGUUCGCGAUUAACCUACUCCCGGCAAGGCGGACACAUCAAAGCGAUCACGACGUGCGAAAACUCCCACAGUAUUGCAAGUGCUUCUGAUAAUGGCACCCUCCACGUCUUCCGCGUCGAGUCGACAAGCGCUUCCACUGCCGGAGCCAAUAUUGCCAAGUACAAUGGCUUUGCGCCCUUGUACCUGCGCAGCCUUGAUGUCAAGGAAGAAGGCGCUGUGGUGGAUUUGAUGCAUUACGAAGCUGAUGCUCAAUCCACACUUGCCUACGCAACUGUUUCCGGAAACAUUUACGGAUGGGACUUGCGCUGUGACCGCAACACUUGGAAGCUCAAGAAUGACCGCACUCAUGGGUUGAUUUCCUCGUUCAUCGUCGAUCCCUCUCGAAACUGGCUCAUGCUUGGAACAACGCGAGGCUACUUUGACUGCUGGGACUUGCGAUUCCAGUUGCCAGUCAAGUCUUGGCUGCAUCCUGCACGAAAGCCAGUCGUUCGUCUCUCCAACUACCCGAACAAGUAUCGCUUGCCGCUCGUGCUGGCGUCCACUUCUGGCAGUGGCGGCGAAUUUGCCACUUGGGAUGUUGAGCGCGGCGUUUGCACCCAAAUUUUCGCCAUGCCCCCACCGCCCUUGCCAGUAUCGCCCGACGGACCUGCGCCGACCGCUCCCAACAUGACUCCUUCCACGACCAUGACCCUCGGCACCAAGCCUUUGGUCUUCCCCGCCAACAACGCCGCCGACCCGAUCCACGAUCUCGGGCUGGACGACCUGCACGUUCAGAUGACCUCAAAGUACACGGACAGCACGACGGCCUUGCUGUGUCCUGCUUACCGCAGCUUUGUUGUCUCUGCAGGCACUGAUCGCCGGCUGCGUCUUUGGGAUCUGGAGCACCCCCGUGGCUCGCGCAUGCUGACCGACCUCCAGCCCCGACCAUCGUACAGCGCCUUCGCAGCGGGCGACGUGAAUGUCUUCCACGAGUACUACCCUCCGCCGCCAGCCGCAGGCACUGGAACGCAGCCCGCCACUGCGCGCGGCACAGGAUCCCCAGCUGUCAACCACCUAGACGGCAUCAACGACUUGGCUUUUACCGAGCUUCCUCAUCCGUUCAUCUUUAGCGGCGGCCGCGACGGUGUGUUGAAAGUGUGGUCUUGAGCUACUUUUUUUUUCUUGCUUGCCCAUCGUUUUUCGAGCACUGUAAUUGCCCCAUAUGUCUAAAGCCAAUCAUACACCCCUUUUGU